AUGGAGAAUGUUGAUUACCAUUACGGGGUUGACGUUAAGGAUAUGAGUUUGGUUCCAGAUCUAAUACUCCAGCUGAAAUUCAAGACUCCAGAAUUUGAAAAGUAUAAUGGGACUAGUUGUCUUAAAGCCCACAUCACGAUGUUCUGCCGAAGAAUGACAAGAUACGUUAAUAACAAUCAACUGUUAAUUCAUUGCUUCCAAAAUAGUCUAAUUGGGUCAGCUGCCAAAAGGUACAACCAACUGAGUCGUGCCAAAAUUCACUCAUGGGAGGACUUGGCACAGAUUUUCAUGAAGCAAUAUGGCCACGUGACAGACAUGGCACCCGACAGAAUCACACUGCAGAAUAUGGAAAAGAAGCAAAGUGAGAGCUUCAUACAAUAUGCCCAAAGAUGGAGAGAGGUAGCAAUACAAGUCCAGCCACCUCUUUUGGAGAAAGAAACCAGGAUUCUUUUCAUCAACACUUUGAAAGCCUCAUUCAUUAACCAUAUGUUGGGAAGCGCUACCAUGAGCUUCUCAGAUAUGGUAAUGUUCAGCGAGAUGAUUGAAAACGAGGUAAGAAGUGGGAAAAUAGAUGUGGGGGAAAGCGUCAAAAGAUCAACACCAAAGAACAAUGAAAAUGAAAUGAAUAACCUGAGCAUGUAUAAUAAAGUGUAUUCCAAAUCAGUCACUUUAGGCCAGCCGAGGGUCGUGACUACUAGCUAUCAAGGCACCUCAAGGCAAGAAUCCAACUCGAGGCCAAACACAGAAAGACUCCAGUUCACACCCAUCCUGAUGACAUAUAGAGAGCUGUAUCAGAAUCUGUUUGAUGUGCAUGUGGUAUCUCCGUUCUACUCAGAACCCGUGCAACCUCCGUUCCCGAAAUGGUAUGAUGCGAAUGCCCAAUGUGAAUACCACGCAGGAAUAACAGGACACUCAAUUGAAAACUGCACUACAUUUAAAAAUUUAGUUGAAAGGUUCAUCAAGAUGGGCAUCAUGAAGUUUGACGAUCCAUCAGGACCUAAUUUGGUAAGAAAUCCGUUACCUAGUCAUUUAGACUCAAGGGUAAACACAAUAAUUGAGAAGGGAGGAAAGAGAUCCAAAACCAAUGUUGCAAAAGUAAAAACCCCACUGGAAUGGGUUUUGAAACAAAUGAUAGGCAUGGGACUAAUCAUUCAGAAUUCAGAGAAAAGACCAAAAGGGAUGAGGCGCUACUGUGAGUUCUACGCUGAAAAAGGUCAUGAAAUCCAAGAGUGCGCUGAAUUCAUAGCAUUGGUGCAGAGCCUAACGGAUAAUAAAAAGUUGGAAUUCCUUGAAGAAUUCAAAGACCCAGAAUGA
This is a messenger RNA of Gossypium raimondii (Peruvian cotton), 1314 nucleotides long. RefSeq lists its product as uncharacterized. Lineage: Eukaryota; Viridiplantae; Streptophyta; Magnoliopsida; Malvales; Malvaceae. The coding region runs from base 1 to 1314 and encodes 437 amino acids. The transcript has a single exon. The record is from RefSeq and is a predicted model, not a curated record.